Gryllus bimaculatus (two-spotted cricket) is the source of this 2058-nucleotide messenger RNA. The record is from the annotation of a GenBank genome assembly. Lineage: Eukaryota; Metazoa; Arthropoda; Insecta; Orthoptera; Gryllidae.
AUGAAGCUCAUUGGCUUAAGCCGGAUGGGCUGCGCAACCGCCUCCCAAGACAAUGCAUCAUGCUCCAACUUGCUAAGCAACGCUAAGCAACUUGCCAAGCUGCUACCUGGCUGCUACUGGCAACCAGCAUAGAGCAAAGUGGCCGAGCUCAGCUGAUUCAGCUAGCGACAGGCAAGCGACAACCACUGACAAGUUACAACCCUUUAGGAGAGGACGGGUUAAAGGAGGUGCAGUGUGUAGUAAUUUCAUCUGAAUAGAUUAAAAGUUAUUCUUUUAGGUUAAGUUGUUCAUAAUACGAUUUCAUUUUCAAAGAUGAAAAUUCUUUAAAUCCUUCUAAAAAUGGAUAGCAUAUUUUCUAGAGCCGAAUCGGCUCAUGAUAAAGAUGGUGGUGUAAAAUGUGGUUUGGAAUCUUUAGAGGUUAAAGACGAUCAGUCGUUGAGGAAUGAAGCAGUGGGAAGCCAAGAUAGUUUUAGCAGUGCCAAACUUGAAAAUGAUCCAGAAAGUUCUUUUGCCAGAUCGGAUUCUGAUCAAGACCAAUACAAUGAUGAUCAAGAUAAUGACAAUGACCAUGAUCACGAUCAGGAUCAAGAUAAUGAUGAAACUGGUGACACACACUUGAACAGAGCAGCUAGUGCCUUAGAAGAUAUUCUAAGUAAUACGAGUAGCUUUUCCAAACCAGCAGCAAGUACAAAAAGUGAUAUGAAAGACAACAGUGAAUCUAAUGACGCUUUCCAUGAGAGUAUAAUGCUCCCUAAAUCGUGCAGUAGUGACAAGAGAGACAAAAAGAAAGAAAUGAAAAGUCGGCGCGAAUUAGAAGAGGAAGAAAGAGAGAAGAUGCAAGUAUUAGUUUCAAACUUUACCGAAGAACAGUUGGAUAGAUAUGAAAUGUAUAGGCGAUCUGCAUUCCCCAAAGCAGCUAUAAAAAGACUCAUGCAAACUAUUACUGGAUGCUCUGUGUCUCAGAAUGUUGUGAUCGCUAUGUCUGGCAUAGCAAAGGUCUUCGUUGGAGAAAUAGUUGAAGAAGCCCUAGAUGUUAUGGAGACACAAGGAGAGUCUGGUCCAUUGCAGCCAAAACAUUUACGAGAAGCCAUUAGAAGAUUAAGGUUAAAGGGACAAAUUCCUAAUGGACGUCCUCAUAACAUUGAAUUUGUAGAGAAUGUUUGGAGAUUUUUCAAAGUGGCAGAAGAAAGGGGAAGUGGUAGAUGUUUGAGAAAUAGCCUCAGUUCAAGGUGUCGACAGAUUUUAUCUUCCUGUGGACUUCGCCCUCUUGGAGGCCAUUGGCCUUGAGAUAAAUAGCAUUCAAGUUAUCAAAGGAGGGUUUGUCUCAGUGCUGCAGGGUGUAGAAUUAAGAUGUCAUCUCACAAAGUUGUAUUUACUUUUGCUGUAAUCAUAUUAGUAGCUGCUUCUUAUUGUAAUGGAUGUGACACAAAUCAAACAAGACAAGGUUGCCGAAUUCAAAAUGGACAGUGUUUGUGUGGAAUCGGUUGCUAUUCAGAAUAUCGUUACUCAUCUAAAGAAGAAUGUCGAAAAGCAUUAAGAGGAAGACGCAAUGAUGCAUGCCAGAACAAUCCUUGUGAACAUGGUGGGUCCUGCAGCCAAACAUCCUUUGAACCUGGCUACAGGUGUCGCUGUGAGGGUACAGGAUAUUAUGGAACUCACUGCCACAUAGCAUGUCCAACCCGAGCAACUGUGGCCCGGACUGGUGAAGCUUUCCCCUAUGAAUGCAUUGUAAUAUGAUAUUUUAUCAAGAAAUUCUUAAUGAGUUUAUGAAGCCAAAAAAUAUUUAACAUUUAUUAAAUUUUUUGAUGAUAUUUUGUACUUUCAGAGUAAUACAAUUACUAGUCCCUAUUUUAUAAAAAUAAAUUGUUAAAAGAAAGUAAUUAGGACUAAACUACGAAGAUGAAUACCUGGCAUUAGUUUUUCUUUUCAUCUUUGUAAUAUUUAAAAUAUUUUGUACAAUCUAGAUAAUAUUUUUCUCAUAUUGAGUAUUUUCUGAUUUUAUUGUGUUUGUAUGAAACUAGUGUUUUUAAUAAACUUUUUAUUAAAUAAGUAUGAUUA